This is a messenger RNA of Echinococcus granulosus, 2082 nucleotides long. RefSeq lists its product as hypothetical. The transcript is spliced from 3 exons. Bases 1 to 2082 code for a protein of 693 amino acids. Lineage: Eukaryota; Metazoa; Platyhelminthes; Cestoda; Cyclophyllidea; Taeniidae. Gene Ontology annotation, biological process: signal transduction. The record is from RefSeq and is a predicted model, not a curated record.
AUGUCGUGUGAUCCAGAUGUUGUCCAGAUCAUUGGGUCUGAUAACUGUGUUAAUUACUUCGUGACUGCCCUCAGUCUUGUCAUGGAUGAAUUGCCCAACUAUUCUGCAAAACACUUUGAGCAACCUGCAGUAUCCAAUUUUAUUACUCUUUAUGCGGUUUUAUGGAACGUUACAGACAAAAGUUGCGAUGUGUGCAACCGUUUUGUUUUGGCGGAUGCAUAUAUAACUAUGUGGAAAUUACUUUCUAAAGAGGAACUCUCCUCUGCCAUCUACAAGUAUACCAACGCUAGACUGCUUGUUCAUUGUUCUCUGGGUAUACUCCACAACUUGCUCCUUUACUGUCCCCGGGCACGGGAUGACUAUCGUGCGUGCGGUGGUGUAAAGAUUUUGGACCCAUACGUAGUUGAUGCUUAUGUUUCGGAUGAUUAUGAUUUUAACCCAUUAAUUCCUUUGAAAACAGCUGCUCUCUUUACUUUGGCUGCGAUCGUGAAUGAAAACGAGAAUGUUUCAAUCAUUACAACAGAUCAAGGAGUGCUAACUUAUAUUCUCUCAGCAUUGCGUGAUUCUUUGCAAUCACCCCCCGAUUACUAUUCAACAAAUUAUGGUUAUCACGCAGCUGAGGUGUUUGGGUGUCUCAGCUGCCUAGCUGGACUUGAAUCAAAUAAACGAAGUCUUUUUGAAAAUAAUGCUUUGGAACUCAUAUCAACCGCACUUCAGAUCACACUUAUGGUGAAGAAUGGCUCCAUUAAAAUGGUUUCCAAAGCGGCAACAAGUUCAAGAGACAGCUACAAGUUUUCUGAAGAUACAUUGGCAAAGGAGGCCAUUGAUUUGCUAUGGCAUUUAACCUGCCUUCCUGAAGCUCGUGAUCAACUUAAAGAAACCUCAGAUUUGUAUAAACUCUGCGCGCAAUUUAAUGAUGUAAAGUGGACGUCUGAGUGCCGAAAAUCGGUACAGGCACUAUUUUGUACGCUUUCACAGCAGAGGAAUUGGCUGGAUGAGUGUGGCAAUCUUGAUACUUCUGCAAUUACUGCAUCUCCAAAACCACGUGGUCAUGUGAUGAUAAGCUACAACAACAUGGCGCAGAAUCUUGUAUCCAGGCUGAAGGAAGCACUUAGUCUGCGGGGCUGGAACGUUUGGAUCUUUACCGAGCAUUGUCAGCACGGGUCCUUCUUGGAGCAAAUGGCAGAGGCGGUUUUCGAUUCUGCCGCGCUGAUCCUCUGUUUGAGUUCUUUCUACAACAACUCUUGCCACUGCAUCAAAGAAGUGAUCUCAGCGUAUGAGUAUCGCAUACCUCUACUACCGGUAGUGGUAGAGAGUGACUACGUUCCAAUCAAUUUCCUUCGUUUCCUUCUCACCGGAGUGCAGCCCAUCCAGCUCUACAACGACUACCAGGUGGAUGAUGCGGCGGACAAGUUGACAGAGCAACUUCGGUGCUAUGGCGUGAUGCGGGAGGGUGCCAACGUGAGCCAGUCGCGCCCCCGAACGGGCUGCGUCUCUCGACGCAAUCAGCCUCCCUCCAUAUCGAUCGACGCCGUCAAGAGGCAUCAGCGCUCCCGCUCCGACUGUCUCAACGGCAUAUUUUCCAAUCGCCAAUCCUCUGAGCCGACGCAGUUAUCCAUCUCAACGGCGCAAGCCGCGGCGAUUCCGGCGCGUUUGGUUCUGGCCUCUUCAAGUGCGAGUCCGCGAGGGCAACAGCAAGAGAGCGCGUACUUCUUCACCUCCACUCCGCACAUUGACACGGCGUCAGCAUCGUGCAGCUCUGCGGCUAUCACAACGGUUCACCUGCCGGCGCCGCUGGAGGCCUAUUUGGUAGAGCAGAUCCCUUCAAAGGCGGUGCGUGGGUGGCAGGAGGAACAGGUGCGCCAGUGGCUGGCGGAGCACUCGCUUGCUCACUAUGCACACGCCUUUGCGUGCAUUAACGGAUUGCAGCUCUACGAACUCGCCUGGCAGAGGAUCCGCGGUUGCGACUCCUUCUUCCGAAACCUCAGUUUUGGCAUGCACAUGCCCCUUUACGAGCAGCUCCUCCUCUCCAGUGCCCUCGCCAGUCUCCACAAUUAUCCUGACCCCUCGCCCUCCUCUUAG